Molecule: messenger RNA, 348 nt
Organism: Histoplasma capsulatum G186AR
Lineage: Eukaryota; Fungi; Ascomycota; Eurotiomycetes; Onygenales; Ajellomycetaceae
Exons: 2
Coding region: 1-348 (115 amino acids)
Source: RefSeq, a predicted model, not a curated record
AUGGCGAUAAUACCACGAUUGCUAUUUUACUCGGUCUCUGUAACGUUCAAGGAGUUUGAAGACGCAGAAGGGUCCAAGCACCCUGCUGUCAUCAAUAGCAGCAUCCUUACUUGGGUCCCCUGGUCUGAUCUUCUGCCAACUUCCACUGUGGCAAUGCUCGAUACUUCGGCCCUCUGGUUGCAGGCAGACCAACUGAUCGUGGUGAUGGCAAAUGCAGAGAUGGGCCGGGAUGAGCGGGCUGAGAAGGUUUUUUUGACGUUACCACUUCAAGUAGCAGGCCUCACACGAUACGAAAUACAUGGGUGGCAAGAAUCAAGCGAAGUGACUCGAGUGCAUGGUCUACAAUGA